GUGCGAACCGUCCUACAAGAUGGGCAUAUAGAUUACAUAUCUAAUCAUCACAUGACGUUGUAUCACCAAACGACCCGAAUCUGAAUUCAACUUACAUGAGUGGCUAUAAGCAGUGCUUGGAUACGAAAUAAGAAAUAUGAUGACGGAAGUCAAAGGAAACAUGCUUGCAUCACCGUUGCGAGUAAACUUUAAUGACAGCUUUUGAGUCAUUUUGAGGACAUAGGAUCCAGAUACAGAGACGACAAUGACGACCAUGAACGAUACCGAUAUACAUCUUAUGAAGUGCCCGAAUCAUGACACAGAAAACCAGACAUUUUAUUGUGCCGAUCAUGACGUUACAGUAUGUGGAAGGUGCGUACAUUCGAAUCAUAAAAUGUGCGACAGUGUCGACCUCUAUGCAGUGACAGCAGAUGAAGCCCGAUACAGCAACAGUGUAUCUACACUGAGUUCGUUUGAGAGAGAAAUAGAAGGUUACGAAAAUGCGUUAAUUGAUGAUAUUCUUUUGAAUGAUGAGUGUAAAUCGAACUCACUUGACGCUGUAGAUGCGUUUUGCUCUAAACUGCUGAAAAGAUUGACGAUUCUGAAGGACAAUUCUAUAAGAGAAUUGACGGAAAAACACCUGAAAAAUAGCACAAGUCUUCGUCAAGUUUUAAAUAAAUGCAAAAACGAAAGGUUAAGUGUGAACAAAAGAAAACUACUGAUACAGGAAUUAGUUGAGAAACACCACGAUGGACAUCUUUAUGUAGAGCUUUCUCGUUUUGAUCAAAACAAGCAGGACAUUGAGGCAGCAAUAAGAAGCUUAAAUGAUGGAAAGCAACUUUUGCAUUUCUCAUUUAGUCCAAAUAAAACGCUGGAAAAAAAUAUUUGCAAUGAAAUAAAUGACAUUGGACGAAUAAGUGAACACGUUCACACAAACGAGUGCUUGCACGAAAAACUAUCGCAGUUUGAUAUCGUUGGAGUCAACAGAAAUGAAACCCAACGUCUGUUAGCGAGUAGGGACUUGGUAUACAGAGUUUAUGGCAAUGUCAUCGUGCUGCUUGAAGAAUUUGAAAGACGAUCUGAAAUUGAACAAUUGCCAAGAUCUAAAAUUGAUAUACCGGACCAAUCAGGGAAAACCGACGAAGAAGUCAAAUCAAAGGUGGAAAUUCAACUCGUGUUAUUUACCGCACAACUGAAGGCCUGUCCAGCUAAUGUUGCAAAAAGACUUAAUAGGCAGUUGCGGAUAAAAACCAUUUGUUGGACCGCCGUGAGAGAGGACAAACGAACGCCUCUCAAUUCAACAGAUACAUACGUAGCUCAACUUUAUGAGACUCUUGUCAAAGAGCAGAACGCGUCACAAGAAACUGCGCACUGGCCAUUGCAGAAUAUUUGGGUGGAUACAGAUGAAGCAGCAGAAGAUAAUGAUUCAUUCAAUCCAAAAACACGAACUUCAGCAAACGAGUCUGACAUUUAUUUAGGCGCAAAAAGAAUAAUUGACGUUAAUCCAAGACUUCAUUCAUAUCUGCAACACGACAUUCAAACUGUCAUGCUGGAAAUAUGUGAUAAAUGCGAAUAGACAAACACAUUGAAAUUUAGUCGCUUUCUUUUGUUUUUAAAACAUAAUUGCUUCUUAUGUGUUAACAUAUAUUAACUUAUUAUAUUUUACAGAACAUGGACGUUAUGCAGGUGAACCUCCAUUUGUUGUUUUUCACCUCAUUUCGUUCAGCGUGUGUUUGUAUUGGUAGUAUUUAGCCCUGUGUUUAUAUUAAUACGCCUUGAUUAGUUUAGGUAAUAUCAUAUCAAUACUAUAUAAGAAAGUGUAUUGCUGAUUACAAGCUAUUUUAGGUUUUUCUGAAUUGAACCGCUAGUUUUCGGAGAAAAUCACAUUUAACCGAGUUGGGAUCAUUUCGCGUAUUAAGACUUUGACGUUACUCAUGAUUAUUGACCCAGACAAAAAACACACACAAAUUGUAUCUUAAAAUAACAUGAACUUAAUCAGCUCAAUUGCAGUAUUAAUGAGUAAUUACUUAAGAUUAUU
Messenger RNA from Dreissena polymorpha, 2017 nucleotides. RefSeq lists its product as uncharacterized. Lineage: Eukaryota; Metazoa; Mollusca; Bivalvia; Myida; Dreissenidae. The record is from RefSeq and is a predicted model, not a curated record. Bases 245 to 1555 code for a protein of 436 amino acids. Gene Ontology annotation, molecular function: zinc ion binding. The transcript has 8 exons.